Molecule: messenger RNA, 391 nt
Organism: Xenopus tropicalis (tropical clawed frog)
Lineage: Eukaryota; Metazoa; Chordata; Amphibia; Anura; Pipidae
Gene: pox.2
Product: protoporphyrinogen oxidase
Exons: 3
Coding region: 16-336 (106 amino acids)
Source: RefSeq, a predicted model, not a curated record
UCCUCCCACAAGGUGAUGCUGGGGGGCGCAUGGUUUGAAAGCAGCAUAGGGGACCCCGACGCCGUGUCUUCCGAGAAGGUCCUAGAAUUGGCCAAGACUGCGGCCGCUGAGCAGCUGGGGGUGCGGGACAAGCCGAGCCGGAGUAUUGUGAACAUUAAUAAGGACUGCAUCCCUCAGUACACGCUGGGACACUGGCGGCGCACAGGGAACAUCUCCGCCUACACGCGCCAACUUUCCUUGCCCCUGAGCCUCAUUGGCGCCUCUUACCAUGGCGUCUCCGUGAAUGACUGUAUAUAUAACGCCAGGCAAGCCGUGCACAGCCUGCUGGGGCAUUAGCAUCUCCGGCCCCGCCAUCACUGUGGGGUCCCUAAUUGGAGCAUCGGGGUGGAAG